AUGAACUGUGCAUGGCCGGCGGCCAGACCUUGGUGGGAAAUCGACGGAAGUGAGGCUUACGUGAAGGACAUGAUCGCUGUCGGGGGUUUCGGGACGGUGUUCGGAGGAACUUAUAGAGGGAGAGAUGUUGCAGUCAAGUUUCUGGAGAGGAAUUCAGAGGGUCGAUCCAUGUUUCAUCGAGAGGUGUCCUUCUGGUGCGGUCUCAACCACCCUAACAUUGCUAAGUUCAUAGGAGCUACAUACCAUACGUCGCGCAUCGGAUUUAGAGGGCCGAGGCUGGCAAAUGUAUGUUGCAUAGUCUCGGAGUAUUAUCCAAGAGGUAGCUUGUCUUCUUAUCUUUCGAGGCACCGGUCCAGCAUGCUCUGCGAGGACGUCAUCCGGAGAAUGGCGCUCGAUGCGGCGAGAGGGCUGAGCUACCUUCAUGAAAGGGGAAUCAUCCAUGGAGAUGUGAAGCCAUCCAACUUGCUCAUGGAUACGACUGGUACCGUGAAAAUUAUCGAUUUCGGCCUAUCUCAUAGAGCAGAUCAUUACAAUUCGUCCGAAGUAGGCGGGACCAUCUAUUACAUGGCCCCCGAGGUCAUCAAGGACGGGACGUCCAGCCCGAAAGCAGAUGUCUACAGCUUCGGGAUCACCUUGUGGGAGAUUUGCCACAACGAGAUGCCGUACAAGGACGUGAAAACCAAUUUGGUUGGUUGUCAAAAACUGGCAGAACGUGAGGCCGGAGAUAUCCAAGAGAUGUCCGAGAAAAUUCGCGAGCUUGAUGAAGAAGUGUUGGGACGCAAACCCGCGAAAGAGACCGAGUAUGAAAGACGUGGUGUACAAGUUAAUUCCCUGAAAACGUUGCCCAGAGAGUCCAAGAGGAGCAGGAACAUGUUCGAUGACUGGGUCUUUUGGGGCCAUGUCUCUCCCUCCAUGUGUAUUAGUAAGUGA
Messenger RNA from Rhodamnia argentea, 930 nucleotides. RefSeq names its product serine/threonine-protein kinase STY13-like. Bases 1 to 930 code for a protein of 309 amino acids. The transcript is spliced from 6 exons. Lineage: Eukaryota; Viridiplantae; Streptophyta; Magnoliopsida; Myrtales; Myrtaceae. Gene Ontology annotation, biological process: protein phosphorylation. Gene Ontology annotation, molecular function: ATP binding; protein kinase activity. Gene Ontology annotation, cellular component: plasma membrane. The record is from RefSeq and is a predicted model, not a curated record.